Agrilus planipennis (emerald ash borer) is the source of this 1178-nucleotide messenger RNA. Its product is annotated as cyclin-dependent kinase 20. Gene Ontology annotation, molecular function: cyclin-dependent protein serine/threonine kinase activity; ATP binding. The record is from RefSeq and is a predicted model, not a curated record. The transcript has 4 exons. Bases 18 to 1097 code for a protein of 359 amino acids. NCBI's taxonomy places the organism in Eukaryota, Metazoa, Arthropoda, Insecta, Coleoptera, Buprestidae. Gene Ontology annotation, biological process: protein phosphorylation. Gene Ontology annotation, cellular component: nucleus.
AAAAUCACAAAUAAAACAUGAACAAUUUUGAAAUUAAUGGAAGAAUCGGUGAAGGAGCACAUGGAUAUGUUAUGAAAGGGGUGGAUAAAAGAACUGGCCGCGAAGUAGCUUUAAAAAAAUUGAUAAUCAAGAACCUAGAUGAAGGUAUUCCAAAGCAUAUUAUGAGGGAAAUGUUAGCAUUACGUGUGUUGAAGUUUAAAUAUAUUGUAGAAUUGUAUGAUAUUAUACCACAUGGGAUGGGCAUAAUUUUGGCUAUGGAAUUUUUACCAUCCAGUUUGUACGACUUAUUGAAAGACGAAACUCCUAUCAGCCCUUCUCAAAUAAAGACCUACAUGAAAAUGUUACUAAUGGGUUUAAAAUAUAUGCACAGUAAAUCACUGAUGCAUAGGGUAAGUGAUAAACCUCUUUUAUAUGUAUAUAUUAUUUUUAAAUCGAUAUUUUUAAAACAGGAUAUAAAACCCGCAAAUUUAUUAAUUGCUGCAGAUGGUGUUUUAAAAAUUGCGGACUUGGGUUUAGCAAGGAUAUUCAUGAAAAAUCAGGAGCGACAAUAUUCCCAUCAGGUAGCUACACGUUGGUAUAGAGCACCAGAAUUACUGUAUGGUUCCAGAAAUUAUACACCCAGUAUCGAUAUAUGGGCAUUUGGUUGUAUUAUGGCCGAAAUGAUUAAGAGAAUGCCGUUAUUUGCCGGAGAAACCGAUAUAGAACAAUUAGCAAUCGUCUUACAUACUCUGGGAACUCCCAACGAAUCUACAUGGCCUGGGCUGAAAAAUUUACCGGAUUUUAAUAAAAUAACAUUCAAAUUUAGUCCUGGAUUAGAUUGGAAAGAAAUAGUACCGAACGCAUCACCGGAUGCUGUCGAUUUAAUUAAAACAUGUGUACAAUACAAUGAUAAAAAUCGACCAUCUGCUGAAGAUGCUUUAAAACAUGAGUAUUUCUUUCGUUCUCCUUCCACGUGUUCAAUGAAGAAUAUGCCUAAACCUAAAGACAUAAAAACCGACUGGCAAUCACCGGAAUGGGACAAAUUUGAUGAAGAUUUCAGUGACUUAAGUUUGAAAUAUCAGAAAGACAUUAUACGAGAAAUAAAUGAGUCUACAUAAGUAACACUUAUCAUAUCUAACAAUAUGUUUUGAGCACGUUUUUAUCUUUUGUUGUAUUUUUAUAUUACAACAUAAACAUCA